AUGUCCAUCAACACCAAGAAAACGUUUGUAUUAGCACAAGGGUUUCCGAAUCACAAAGUGCGAAGAUUUCAAGAUGGCUUCCUCUUCGGGACCUCAACAGCUGCUUACCAGGUGGAAGGGGCGUGGAAUGAAGACGGCAAAGGUGAAUCCUUCUGGGACUACCGCUUCCACGUUCUAAUCAAUCAAACCCAUCCGCCAGGAGAUGUUGCUUGCAACUCAUAUCACUACUACAAGAGAGAUGUGGAGAUGUUGAGGGAACUAGGUGUUGAUGUGUAUAGGUUCUCUAUAUCGUGGCCUAGGAUAUUGCCUGGAGGUUUCAGAACCAUAAAAAACGAGGCAGGCCUCCAAUACUACGAUAAUUUAAUAGAUGAGCUACUGAAAUACAACAUUCAGCCCAUGGUCACAAUGUACCACUUCGAUACUCCAAUGGCCUUGCAACAUUUAGGGGGGUGGUCGAACCCCUCUUUUGUGGAUUGGUUUGUGGACUAUGCCAGGGUAUUGUUUGACCGAUAUGCUAGUAAGGUAAAAUACUGGACAACCCUGAACCAACCAGACACCACGUGUGAAAUUAAUAAUAAAGCGAACUACGUACUUAAAAAUGCAACGGGAGCAACGGACUAUUUGUGCACUAAGCAUGUGCUUCUAGCACACGCUAGAACGUACAGAAUGUAUGAGAAGAAGUAUAAGAAGAAAUAUGGAGGGUCAGUUGGGAUGUCCACAGCUGUGAACUGGGUAGAACCUUUCACCAACAGCUCUGAAGACGUGGAGGCUGCUGAAAGAUACAAAGAAUUUACAUACGGCAUCUUCUUUGACCCGAUUUGGUCGAAAAAUGGAGAUUUCCCUAAACUGGUAAAAGAUAGGGUGGCCAAGAAGAGUAAAGAACAGGGAUUGGUCAGAUCCAGGCUACCUUCACUUUCGAAAGAGGAAAUUAAGCUUAUUAAAGGCUCAUCUGAUUUUCUUGGCCUUAACCACUACACUACAUACCUGAUUACUCCGUCGGAGAUCAAACAUAAAGUACCAUCAUUUAUAGAUGAUGCUAACUUCAACAAAAAAAGGACCAGAGACGAGUGGACAAAGUCACAUAGCAGCUGGUUGAGCAUGACUCCUGAAGGUCUGUACAAAGUGUGUCUGCUUCUCAAUAAGCGUUAUGACUACCCUCCUAUCCUGAUAACGGAAAACGGCUGGUCAACGGAUACAGGUCUUCAGGAUCCAAGCCGCUCUAAAUACAUUCAGCAUUACCUUAAUUCACUUUUGUUGGCAAUUGAAGAAGGGACAAAGGUGAUCGGUUAUAUUCACUGGAGUCUCAUGGACAAUGUGCAGUGGAUGGAAGGGACCAGUGAACGUUUCGGCCUCUACGAAGUGGAUUUCGACUCACCAGAAAGAACACGAACGGCGCGAGAGUCCUCGUUGGUCUACAAGAGAAUCAUUCAAAAGAGGAUCAUUGAAGAGGGAUGGAAGCCGGAAAAGUGAAAGAUAAGUGUCUUCGAUUGUGUUUUCGAUUUUCUUUUAACAUGCGAAAGUGUAUAAGUAUUAUAAGGCAGAAUAGGUAAUUAUACUAUUCAUAUUCUUCAGUCGUAACCCUAUUGCUAUUGCCGACUCUCGAGUAAAAG
Molecule: messenger RNA, 1610 nt
Organism: Leguminivora glycinivorella
Lineage: Eukaryota; Metazoa; Arthropoda; Insecta; Lepidoptera; Tortricidae
Product: myrosinase 1-like
Exons: 12
Coding region: 1-1470 (489 amino acids)
Biological process (GO): carbohydrate metabolic process
Molecular function (GO): beta-glucosidase activity
Source: RefSeq, a predicted model, not a curated record